GACACGGCGACUAGCACAGGCGUGCCCCGACAUCGACAAGAUCGACGAGGUAACGGAGACUGGGAAGCUGACAGGUUGGAACCGUGUCUUCGAUUUCCUUCUCUCCGAGCUCGACCUGUCCAAUGUGAAUGAGAUGGGGAACUCAGCAGAGAAGUUCUUCAACAAACUCCAGCGGGAGUCCGGCCGACGCCUGUUGCGCGCGGGGGAAAUCGCGGCGACGGCGGGCGGCGACUACCAUUUCGACAAGGCGUACAAGGCGCUCUGCAGUGGCGCGGGCUUCCAUGGUGAGGCGGACGAGAAUGGAUACGACGGCCACGACGGUGAUGAUCGAUCGGAGCUCGCAGACAUCGCGGACCAGCUGGCGAGCUUGGCGGACGAGGGCGACGCGCUGAUGUUCGACGGCACUGAGUUCCAAGACGAACCCGAGGACGGCAACUAUGCAGAGUUCAAGCAGAUGGGCCG
Prorocentrum cordatum is the source of this 462-nucleotide messenger RNA. The record is from the annotation of a GenBank genome assembly. NCBI's taxonomy places the organism in Eukaryota, Dinophyceae, Prorocentrales, Prorocentraceae.